Penaeus monodon (black tiger shrimp) is the source of this 1223-nucleotide messenger RNA. RefSeq names its product PEST proteolytic signal-containing nuclear protein-like. NCBI's taxonomy places the organism in Eukaryota, Metazoa, Arthropoda, Malacostraca, Decapoda, Penaeidae. Gene Ontology annotation, cellular component: nucleus. The record is from RefSeq and is a predicted model, not a curated record. Gene Ontology annotation, biological process: protein ubiquitination; proteasome-mediated ubiquitin-dependent protein catabolic process.
AGUGGUCGCCCUGCGCAGAGAGAGUGUCGGCGUCGUCCCUAAUUUAUGAGCUUCGCCUCUGCUUUUUAGGCAAAAAUGAGUAGGCGAGAAGAGACAUCAUUGGUGGAGCGGUCAUCAGCCACCAAGAGGCCGGCGGCUGAGGGGGAUGGGGGGGAGGAGCCAAAGAAAAAGAUUAGUUUUGGCCUCGGCAAACCCCUAGACAAAGGCACUGUGGGAAUGCCUCCAACCGCAAAGAAACCCCUUGGUGGCAUUUCAAUCAAGCUUGGCCAGUCACAGCAGAAAAAUGCCACCCAGACUGGAGCGUCUGCACUGAAGCCAAAGGUUGGAGCAGCAGCGUCUGUUUUCGGCUCAGAAGACGAUGAUGAUGUUGAGGAAGAGAUGCCUCCAGAGGCAAAAAUGAGAAUGAAGAAUAUAGGAAGAGAUACACCAACAUCUGCAGGGCCAAACAGCUUUGGCAAGACGAGGAUGGGUUUCUGCGAUUCCAAAAAGAUUUAUGAGAAACAGUUAAGAGAUGUCCAGGAUAAAGCGAACAAGUUAGAAUAAUUGUGAGAGUCAUUAGGGUUAUAGAAAAUGUCCAAAAAAUGUUAUUGCGGGUAAUCUAGAAUCCACAUAGUAGGAAGAGUUUGGAUGCAUUUUGUUGAUUUUGAGGUUGAAGAUGGUUCUUGAGUAUGGAUUUGCAACAGUGCAUGAAGAGGCUCUCUGUCAAGACCAAUGAUGUGUUCUGUUACAAUGUUUGAUCAGAUGUAAGAGUCUAGACAGUAAAAGUCUUUGCUCAUAUAGGUAACCUUAAGGCAUACAUAAUAGUGGAAGGUGGUAUGAUCCGGUGCAACUGGCAUAGCAGCACAGUCAGCCUAAAUUUAUAAAAAAGGCUUGCACAGACAACUUAAGUGGUCAGAUUUGUUGUCAGUUUAUGGAAUAAAAGCACAUAACAACCACUGCUGGGUCAUUUCAUCAUAAAUUACUUUAAUUCUAUGAUGGAAAUUGUACAUUUAAUCUGUUUGGGGCUAUUUACUGUUUAUUAGUGUGUGUGGCACUGAUGAAAUACUUGGUGUGAGUACUGAAGCUUCCUGCCAUCAUGUACACUUUUCUUGCUUAUACAAGCCAUGUACAUUUAGCAUUAUAAUCUCAGCUCUUUAGGAAGAAAAGAAAUUAAGUGAAAUUUAUGGGAUUUGUAUGCAUUUUAUAUGAAAAGAAUAUUGGUAUGGAGAAUGAUCAUAGUAAUA